UUUUUGCUUUAUUUAAAAGUGAUGUAACAACCGUCAUCUGAAGGUCGUUUUUGAUUGCGAGGCUCAAAGUUUGAUUAAGUUUUUAAAAUGUCGGUUUUAUUAUUUAGUGUUGGCGUUGGAUUGCUUUCGGUGGCUGGCACUGUUUAUUAUUUUUUUUGCUAUAAAAAAUGUUCCAGCAGUCUCAAGGGGAAAGUUGUUUUAAUAGUUGGAGCAAGUUCUGGGAUUGGGGAAGCCUGUGCUCAUAUUUUCUACAAAGAGAACUGCAAACUGAUUCUUUGUGCGAAAGAUCUGCCUGACCUGGAGCGAGUGAAGAAAGAGGUCGAGGAAUCAUAUAGGAAGACAGAUGAAAACUGUGAAAGUACAAGUGAGGAGGUCACAAUCUUCCAGUUAGAUAUUUCGAACCUCAAUGAAACAACAAAAAAAAUUAGUGAAUGCAUCCAAAUCCAUGGACACAUAGACAUCUUACUGGGCAUUGCUGGCAUCAGUUUCAGAGGCAAAAUCAUCGAAACUGAAUUAUCUGUCGAUCAGCUGAUAAUGAGUGUCAACUACUUUGGACACGUCGCUGCAACGAAAGCUGUCUUAAAGAGCAUGGUGGAGAGGAGAAGUGGUCACAUUGUCUACAUGAGCAGUCUGCAGGGGAAACUUUCCAUACCAUUCAGAUCUGCCUAUUCUGCAUCGAAGCAUGCCAUCCAGGCAUUUGCAGAUUGCCUCCGAGCCGAAGUUGCCCAGUUCAACGUGAGAGUGUCCGUUGUGAGUCCAGCGUAUGUGAGGACCAACCUGUCGUUGAAUGCCCUGACAUCGAGUGGAUCGUUGCACGGAAAGAUGGAUGAAAAUCAGAAAUCAGGGAUGAGCGCGGAGGAAGUGGGCCAGGCGGUCGUGCAAGCGGUCCUGCUCGACAAGAAGGAAGUCUUACUCGCCAACUGUUCCUACAAAAUGAUCGUAUAUUUCCGCAACUUUUUGUCAGACAUUUAUUUCAUGGCGAUGGCCAGGCGAGCCAGGUCCUCGUGAACGUUUCCAUUCCACCAACAUCAUCAUUAUCAUCAUCAUCGAAUGUUUCCAUCAUCACCGUGAUCGUUCUGAAAACUACUAUCAUCUGAUUUGUUGUUUUUAAUCAGUUACAGCUUCGAUGCUUUUGUAAACUGCUUUGUUACUAUUGUUCAUUUGACUGCGUAUGAUUGUUUAACUGAAGAUAGAAGCAGGCAAUCAUUUAUUUAAAUUUAAUUGAACGUGACUCCAAUAUCUCCAUUCAAUAAUAAGAGUUUAAUUGUUUGGACCUGGGAAUCUGAAUUGAAAAAUAAUUUGUCUCGCUUCAGAAGAAAAAAUAAUAGACUGGUU
This is a messenger RNA of Helobdella robusta, 1335 nucleotides long. RefSeq lists its product as hypothetical. Gene Ontology annotation, molecular function: oxidoreductase activity. The coding region runs from base 88 to 1008 and encodes 306 amino acids. Lineage: Eukaryota; Metazoa; Annelida; Clitellata; Rhynchobdellida; Glossiphoniidae. Gene Ontology annotation, cellular component: membrane. The transcript has 6 exons. The record is from RefSeq and is a predicted model, not a curated record.